Molecule: messenger RNA, 1566 nt
Organism: Eptesicus fuscus (big brown bat)
Lineage: Eukaryota; Metazoa; Chordata; Mammalia; Chiroptera; Vespertilionidae
Gene: NUCB1
Product: nucleobindin 1
Exons: 13
Coding region: 91-1518 (475 amino acids)
Cellular component (GO): extracellular exosome; endoplasmic reticulum-Golgi intermediate compartment
Molecular function (GO): calcium ion binding
Source: RefSeq, a predicted model, not a curated record
UGGGCGUGGCCUGGGGAAAAUCGCCUAGAACGCAGCGGAGGUCCCAGCCCGGGAAAACGCCCUCUGCGGUGAAGGAGAGGUCACGCCGCCAUGCCUCCCUCUGGGCCCCGCGCAGCCCUCCUGCUGCCACCGCUGCUGCUGCUCCGCGCCGUCCUGGCCGUGCCCCUGGAGCGGGGGGCGCCCAAGGAGGGGAGCCCCGCGACCGAGAGCCCCGUGAGUGGCCCUGUCCUGCUCCCCAGCCAGGUGUUUGCAGGGGACACGGGUCUGUACUACCACCGCUACCUCCAGGAGGUCAUCAACGUGCUGGAGACGGACGGGCACUUCCGAGAGAAGCUGCAGGCCGCCAACGCCGAGGACAUCAAGAGCGGGAAGCUGAGCCGGGAGCUGGACUUUGUCAGCCAUCAUGUCCGCACCAAGCUGGACGAGCUCAAGCGGCAGGAGGUGUCGCGGCUUCGGAUGCUGCUCAAGGCCAAGAUGGAUGCAGAGCAGGAGCCCAAUGUACAGUUGGAUCACCUGGGCCUCCUGAAGCAGUUUGAGCACCUGGAUCCUCAGAAUCAGCACACGUUUGAGGCCCGAGACCUGGAGCUGCUGAUCCAGACGGCCACCCGUGACCUUGCCCAGUACGAUGCAGCCCAUCACGAAGAGUUCAAACGCUACGAGAUGCUCAAGGAACACGAGAGACGCCGUUACCUGGAGUCGCUGGGAGAGGAGCAGCGAAAGGAGGCCGAGAGGAAGCUGGAAGAGCAACAGCGACGGCACCGAGAGCACCCCAAAGUCAAUGUGCCUGGCAGCCAAGCCCAGUUGAAGGAGGUGUGGGAGGAGCUGGAUGGAUUGGACCCCAACAGGUUUAACCCCAAGACCUUCUUCAUACUGCAUGAUAUCAACAGUGAUGGUGUCCUGGAUGAGCAGGAGCUGGAGGCUCUCUUCACCAAGGAGUUGGAGAAGGUGUAUGACCCAAAGAAUGAGGAGGAUGACAUGCGGGAGAUGGAGGAGGAGCGGCUGCGCAUGCGGGAGCACGUGAUGAAGAAUGUGGACACAAACCAGGACCGCCUUGUGACCCUGGAGGAGUUCCUCGUGUCCACCCAGAGGAAGGACUUUGGGGACACCGGGGAGGGCUGGGAGACGGUGGAGAUGCACCCUGCCUACACGGAGGAGGAGCUGAGGCGCUUCGAGGAGGAGCUGGCGGCCCGGGAGGCCGAGCUGAACGCCCAGGCCCAGCGCCUCAGCCAGGAGACGGAGGCUCUGGGGCGCUCCCAGGGCCGCCUGGAGGCCCAGAAGCGAGAGCUGCAGCAGGCGGUUCUGCAAAUGGAACAGAGGAAGCAGCACCAGCAGCAGCAGCAACAAGGCCACAACGCCCCAGCCCCUGGCCCCGAGGGACAACUCAAGUUCCAGCCCCACAACACAGAUGACGCUCCUGUCCCAGCUCCCGCCGGUGACCAGAAGGAUGCAGUUGCUUCAGAGAAGAAGGUUCCUGAACAGCCCCCCGAGCUGCCCCCGCUGGAUUCCCAGCACCUGUGAUCUCAGGAACGUGGCAUCGGGCUCGUACCGCCGCAGCUGAUGGGAGGA